AUCGGCUGAUGUCAUAUAUAGUUCCUCCUGCACCAGCGCCAACCAAUGGAGUAAAUAAUACACCAUCUGUGAGGCCAUUUCCGUCAAAUCUCCCUGUUCCCUUCAUGUCACCUCCAACCAUAUCUCCUGCAACCGACCCUGUACGAUCUCCAUUUAAACCACCAGGUUCCGGCUGCUUCAACUCCUCCCCCUACAAUAAGUCCAUUCCCUCCAACUCAUCCCUCACCAAAAUCAGCUGCAGCUCCUUCCAGCCACAAGAUGGCCAGGCACUCAAAGAGUGCCACUAAUCCCAAAUCAUCUCCCGAAAUAGGCUAUCAUUCACCUGCUUCAUCCCCUAACAUUUCAUCACUCAGUCCCCGCUAUGUUAGGAGAAAUAAAACGAGUCAGGCUCCAUCACCAUCUACACUUCCUUCUUCACACAAGCGAGCUCCUCUAUAUCCUCCAAAACCACAUCAAGGAAGUGCUGAAGGGAUCCAUGCUCCAUCGCAGGAUAGUGCAGAUUCUUCAAUCUCUCCAUCAUUUUCCUCACGUCCUUCAUCAAGUGCUCACAUCUCACGUACACAAGCACCAACAAUUCCAUCUGGAAAAGAGACAAUGCUUCAUCAUUCCCCAAAAUUCUCUCCUUCUUGGUCUUCACCAAGUCCAAAGAUACCAUUGACAUAUCAUGGAUUACCACCUCCACCACCUAAUGAAGAAUGUUCAUCCAUUUCAUGCACGGAUCCGUUAACAUAUCCUGUUCACGGAUCACCUUGUGUCUGUGUCGUGCCCAUGCAAGUUGGAUUGCGCAUAACCGUUUCUUUAUACACGUUUUUCCCUUCGGUUGCUGAGUUAUCGGAUGAAAUUGCUUCCGGGAUAUUCAUGAGACAAAGCCAAGUCCGCAUUAUGGGAGCAAAUGCAGAUAGCCAAGACGAGGAAAAGACUGUUGUUCUCAUUGAUUUGGUGCCGCUAGAAGAAAAGUUUGACAACACUACUGCUUUCCUGACAUAUCUGAGAUUCUGGAAUAAGCAGAUAGUUUUGAAGUCUUCUUUAUUUGGUGAUUAUGAAGUUCUCUAUGUGCACUAUCCUGGUCUUCCUGUCUCUCCUCCCCCUUCAAGCACUGGCAUCAUAAAUGGUGUGCCUAAUCAUGGAAACAAUGGUAGGACAAAACCCCUAGGAGUUGAUGUGAGUGGGCAGCAGCAUCACAAGCAGGGGCUUAGCAGCAGCAUUGUUGCUAUCAUAGUCUUGUCCGCUUUCCUAUGUUUGGUUUUAUGCAGUUUGUUUGCUUGGAUUUUAUUGUUUAAGGAUAGAGAGAAUCGAGAGAAGCUAACUCCCAUAGCUUCUCUUCUUUCUGCAUCAAAACCAUCAGGGAUUGGUGCAUCCUUACUUGGAAGCAUGCGGAGUUCUGCUUCAAUGUCGUUUGGAUCUAGUUUAGUGGUUUACACUGGAUCAGCCAAGGGAUUUAGUUUGAUAGAUAUAGAGAGAGCAACAGAUAACUUCAACAGUUCAAGAGUUCUCGGUGAAGGCGGAUUUGGAAAAGUUUAUAGUGGGGUACUUGAAGAUGGUUCAAAAGUGGCGGUUAAGGUUCUUAAGAGAGAUGAUCUUCAGGGAGGCCGUGAAUUUUUGGCUGAAGUUGAGAUGCUUAGCAGACUCCAUCACAGAAAUCUGGUUAAAUUGAUUGGUAUAUGCACAGAGGAGAAUGCUCGUUGCUUAGUUUAUGAACUCGUCCCCAAUGGAAGCGUCGAAUCUCAUCUUCAUGGAGUUGAUAAGGAAGCUGCACCUCUCGAUUGGGGAGCAAGAAUGAAAAUUGCACUUGGUGCUGCGAGGGGAUUGGCUUAUCUGCACGAAGAUUCAAGUCCCCGUGUGAUACACAGGGAUUUCAAGUCGAGUAACAUCUUGUUGGAACAUGAUUUUAUGCCGAAAGUAUCUGAUUUUGGGUUGGCUAGAUCUGCAAUGGAUGAACAAGAUACGCACAUCUCCACACGGGUUAUGGGAACUUUUGGAUACGUGGCUCCAGAAUAUGCAAUGACGGGUCAUCUUCUAGUGAAGAGCGACGUUUACAGUUAUGGAGUAGUUCUUCUCGAGCUUCUAACAGGUAGGAAACCUGUGGACAUGUCUCAACCGCCAGGUCAAGAGAAUUUAGUAGCAUGGGCUCGUCCAAUGCUCUCCACAAUAGAAGGUUUUGAAUCGAUAAUAGACCCGUCUCUAGGACCUGAUUUUCCUUUUGAUAGCAUAGCCAAAGUGGUUGCAAUUGCCUCAAUGUGCGUCCAGCCAGAGGUAUCUCAUCGUCCUUUCAUGGGUGAAGUCGUGCAGGCUCUGAAACUAAUGUGUAACGAUUGUGAAGAUGAUGCUGUGUCAGUCGAAAUGGAUGCUGCUAGAAGCAGCAGCAACUCCGACAUGUUGUUCAAUCAUUUACAAUAUUGCCAUUCCCCGGUUUCAAACUACUGUUCUGGGCUCGACGCAGAAAGGGGAUUCACUGUCUCGGAUAUCUUUGAUAAUUCGGUUAGGCUUGGGCGACAGAAUACAGGGGUGUUUCGUGUAUUUUCUAGUUCGGGUCCUUUGAGACUUGGAGGAAGGACUAGGGAGGGACUUUGGAAAAAGCUGAAGAAAUUAUCGGGUGGAACAAUGAGCGAACAUGGAACUGAAUCGUCUAUAUAAUGAUGAACUUCUUGCUGGAAUUCUUCGAUCCAAUUUGAUGAAGAAUUUCCAAAUCUUAAAUAUUUUCUGGAAUGGAAGAAACCAACCAUUUGUUUUUACUAGGAAAAAUAUUGGUUUCUUUCAUUCCUGAAUUGUGUAGUGAGUGUUUCAUGUUUGUGCCACGGACUGCAUUUCUUUCAUUAAUAUAAAAGAGUAAAGAGUCCGUAAAAUUUUAUUA
Molecule: messenger RNA, 2851 nt
Organism: Impatiens glandulifera
Lineage: Eukaryota; Viridiplantae; Streptophyta; Magnoliopsida; Ericales; Balsaminaceae
Product: receptor-like serine/threonine-protein kinase ALE2
Exons: 11
Coding region: 259-2634 (791 amino acids)
Biological process (GO): protein phosphorylation
Molecular function (GO): ATP binding; protein kinase activity
Source: RefSeq, a predicted model, not a curated record